This is a messenger RNA of Puccinia graminis f. sp. tritici CRL 75-36-700-3, 2252 nucleotides long. RefSeq lists its product as uncharacterized. The record is from RefSeq and is a predicted model, not a curated record. The transcript has 7 exons. NCBI's taxonomy places the organism in Eukaryota, Fungi, Basidiomycota, Pucciniomycetes, Pucciniales, Pucciniaceae. Bases 174 to 1760 code for a protein of 528 amino acids.
ACACCUUGCAACAUUAAGCAAAUCGAAAGAGAACCACCCCAAGAGAGCAACGACAACAGCAACACACAAGACAACCAAAAAAAAAGAGAAAAUUGAAGCCGACGAGAAAGAGACGCAGACGCAAGACAAUCGAGAAAGCGGAAAAAAGUGGCGGAGCAAGCACCGAAAGAAGGAUGAGCGGGACGACCCAACAAGGCAAUCCGCUCCCGGAGAACGGGCUAGUGGGGAAACUGACGGCGAGUCAAUACGGGGCCCUGAAGUCAUUCUGGCGGGAGUUUUUCCGCUUAGUGGACAGUGCGCCUGAGAAAGGGAGCGCCGAAGAGACCCUCAACGACGACUCUCAAGAACCUCUACCUUCGUCAUCUUCGGGAUUGGUCGAUCAACAGGAGCCCGAACUCGACCUUAAAGACGACCCCCAACUCUCAAACAAUAGGUCUGCUGGACCUUCCUCUAAUCCCGGUAGUAGUGGCAAUACUAAGGACGAACAUCUUAAGGAAAAGUUGCGCGCUGAACAGGAACUUAGGGAUGCUAAGGCUGCCUUGGAACGAUACGGAAAGACCCGGUUUCUGGAUACGUUUUGGAACAUGAUCAUGAUGGAUGAUCCGGAUGUCAUAGUGCUGAAGUUCCUACGAGCGCGCAAAUGGAAUGUAGCGGCGGGAGUGGCGAUGAUGGCGGCAUGUAUGAAGUGGCGGAUCGAGUAUGGGGUGGACUCGAUCAUUGCCAAGGGCGAAGAGGGAUUCCAAAACCAGGACGGGUUCUUGCACCAGCUCAAGAUCGGCAAGACGUUUGUCCAGGGCACCGAUCGGCAGGGCCGGCCGGUCGUCUACAUUAACGUUCGCUUUCAUAAGGCGUCUGAUCAGUCUCCGAAGACCCUCGAAGAGUUCAUCGUCUUUUCCAUGGAAUCCGUCAGAUUAAUGUUAACUCCACCAUUAAUUGAGAAAGUCACCAUCAUCAUCGACAUGUCAGGAUUUGGACUGGCGAACAUGGACUGGAAGUCGCUUGCGUUCAUUGUGAAAUGUCUGGAGUCUUACUAUCCAGAGUCGUUAAAUGUCCUCGUCGUUCAUAACCCUCCUUGGGUGUUCCAAGGGCUUUGGAAAAUCAUUGCGCCGAUGUUAGAUCCGGUUGUGCGAGCGAAGAUCCAAAUCACCAAGUCGACAGAAGAGCUAAAAGAGCACAUUGAAGAGGGCCAUUUACUGAGCAGUUUAGGAGGCACGAAUGGAUGGCGAUGGGAAUACGAAGGGGUGUCUCCGGACGAGAACGUGUUGAUGGCGGACACGGUGGUGCGGAACCACGAGCUGCAGAACCGCAAGAAGCUGAUCAAGGCCCAUCUGGACAUCACCCGCAAAUGGGCCGACGAGGCCGGCCCGGCGGAGGUCCUGAGAGACGACCUCCUCGUCCCCGACGAUUCUUCUCCCUCCGCUCUCAUUCGUAAAUUCAUCACUUAUCAUCUGCGCGUUCAUUACUUCGUCUUGGAUCCUUAUAUCCGAGGAAGAUCGGUCUACCAUCGCAAAGGAAGAGUGAUAGGAAACGGAUUGAUCACGUUCGAAUACCCGCAGCUACGUCUGUCCAAACAGACCGACCACCCCAUCGAUCCCACCCCACUCAGCAACAACAACAGUCAUAAAGAAGGAGACGAUACGGUGCUCGUGGAUUCUUGGGAAGUCCUCGGAUAUCCUAUGUCCCGCGAAAACUUACUCAUUCAGAUCGAGAAGAUGAAGCGCUCAUUCGCUCUCAACAACAUCGACUUCCCCGUCUUUUGAGACCUUCUCCUCCCCCAUUUUUUUUUCUUCACUUCCUCCAAUAGAUAAACAUCCUUAUUCUGUCGCAAGAAAAAACUCUUUCGUGAUCAGCACUUGUAUUUCUUAUGUAUGAUCCUUCCUGAUCCUUUCUUAUAACUUUCAGUCUCCCUUCCUACCCCUCUCUCUCCUACUUCAAGACCAUCCAUCCAUCCUCUCUUUCUUUCUCUUUCACCUACACAGAUGCACUCUACUUCCCCCCCUUAUCUUUACCUCUCUGUCUUUCUCAAAUCCCAACACAGCAUUCUUUCUCUUUCUUUCUUUCUCUCUCUCUCUCUCUCUCUCUCUCUUAUUACACAAUUAUCUAUUUUUUUUUGGUGGGGGGUCAACCUGAUGAAUUAGGUCAAAGAGAAUAAAUGAACUUUAAGACGGCAAUUAUAAACAGCCUUUUUUUCUUUUUGAGAAUUUUUUGAAUUUUGUUUGAAUUACUUUCAUAAUGUUUUUAUUAUUAUUUUG